UCUCACAAUUCAACUGGGAUAUACUUUACUUCUGUGGCUCGCUAGACGACUGCCAUCAACGUUCUCUCUAUCUUUCUACUCUUCUUCCUCCUCUUCCUCCACCAUCCAAGCAUCUCCCUUAAAUCUCCUUCCUCUUAUCCAUCGUCAACAUGUCUCAAGCCGCCGCUCCUAACGGAGCUGAUGCUGCUCCUCAUGAGGUCGCUCCCAACGAGGUGCCAGCUGAGCUGCCCAUCCCUGGAGAGCCCGGCCUCGGCCACACCAUCGAGAUUCCUGCUACCAGGAGCUCUAUCAGUGAUGUUCACAUGCAACGUUUGAGCCUGUCACCUUCCAUGAAGGACCGCCGGGGCUCGCGCAACUCCUUCGGCGUCUCCCUUCCCAUUCCUCGCGAGCCGCGCAAGUCUUCUCGUCUGUCUGUUGUUGGCAAGCCUACAAGCCACGUGCGCACUAUUAUUGCGUCUGAGUUGCAAGAUCAGGAGAAGGAGAAGGUCCAGAAGGUCAAGAACAUGUGCUUCUGCUUUGACAUUGACGGUGUGCUGGCACACGGUAACAAUGCUAUUCCGGAGGCUCAAGCUGCUCUCAAGAUGCUUAACGGAGACAACGAGCUCGGCAUCCAAUUCCCCUACAUCCUCCUCACCAACGGUGGUGGUAAGACCGAAGAGGCUCGCUGCGCCCAGCUCUCAGAAGUCCUCGGUGUUCCCAUCUCCACAGACCAGUUCAUUCAAUCUCACACCCCCAUGCAAGCUCUUGCAGAGUACUACGAAAACGUCCUGGUUUGCGGUGGUGAGGGAUUCAAGGUGCGCGAGGUUGCCGAGAGCUACGGUUUCAAGAACGUGAUUCACCCUAAGGACAUUCUGGCUUGGGACCCCACAAUCUCUCCCUGCCGCAAGUUCACCGAGGAGGAGCAGAAACUAGCCAAGCCCCGCGACUUCUCCAAGUUCAAGUUCGAUGCUAUCAUGUGCUUCGCCGAGUCGCACGACCAGUCCACCGAGUUCCAGAUCAUCCUCGACCUCCUCCUCAGUGCCAAUGGCAAGCUCCUCACCCGUGCCAAGGAUCCCGCUGCUCGGGAUGCCGUUGCUGGCCACAUCCCCAUCUACUUCUCCCAGGGUGAUCUGCUCUGCCCCACCGAGCACAAGGGCCCCCCACGUCUGCACCUGGGUGCUUUCCGUGUUGCGCUGGAGGCUCAGUACAAGGCUCUUACCGGCCGUGAUCUCGACCGUAUCGUCUACGGUAAGCCCGAACGCGCCACUUACAUCGUCGCCGACGAGAUCAUCAAGUCGUGGAUGGAGGAGAUCCACGGCGAGAAGAAACUACCCGAGAACAUCUACAUGAUUGGUGAUAACCCCCAGUCUGACAUCAUCGGUGGAAACUUGUACGGCUGGAACACUUGCCUGGUCCGCACUGGUGUCUUCCAGGGCAAGGGCAAUGACGAGAACAACCCCGCCAACUUCGGUGUCUUCGACCAAGUCUACGACGCCGUCAAGGCUGCCAUUCGCAAGGAGCUUGGUGAUGACUUCAAGUUCAAGUGGGACCCCAAGAAGCACUCUCCCCACGGCUCCGCUGUUGAGUAAGGGUGUAGCGUGAAGAGACUUUAAUCUUCUUUCCUGCAUCCUUUUCUUCCGUUUCUUUCUUCUCGCUGCCGGUCAUCACUACGCUACGAGUCUCCACGGAGCUCUAGUCUUUUGUUUCCUUUUAUUUUUUACUCGUUUGAAAUUCCCAUUUCUUUUGGUAGAAAUCGUCGCAUCUUGUCUUUACUUGGAUUAUGGAAAUCAACCCUUUUGGACAUGGGUCCAGGGCUCUGAUAGAUAUUUGUCGCUCAUCUAUCGGGUGAAAAUUAUGAGCAUAUUUUACGAACAACGAAGAACUUUGAUACCAUUCCAGCUCUUGAAGCAAAUUCAAAAAUUUUCUCUAAAGCC
Molecule: messenger RNA, 1913 nt
Organism: Penicillium subrubescens
Lineage: Eukaryota; Fungi; Ascomycota; Eurotiomycetes; Eurotiales; Aspergillaceae
Exons: 2
Coding region: 150-1568 (472 amino acids)
Biological process (GO): glycerophospholipid biosynthetic process
Cellular component (GO): mitochondrion
Source: RefSeq, a predicted model, not a curated record